This is a messenger RNA of Phlebotomus argentipes, 1825 nucleotides long. Its product is annotated as glutamate dehydrogenase, mitochondrial. The transcript has 5 exons. Lineage: Eukaryota; Metazoa; Arthropoda; Insecta; Diptera; Psychodidae. The record is from RefSeq and is a predicted model, not a curated record. The coding region runs from base 170 to 1813 and encodes 547 amino acids. Gene Ontology annotation, molecular function: L-glutamate dehydrogenase (NAD+) activity. Gene Ontology annotation, biological process: L-glutamate catabolic process. Gene Ontology annotation, cellular component: mitochondrion.
CCAAAUUAUGCCCCUUUUGUCCGCUAGAUUCACUGGGUAGUCAUCGAUUGUCAGUGUAUCGUGUGAGUGAGUUUCUCGCGAGUGAAUUUGUGCGGAAAAAGUGUUGGUCGUGCUGUGGCUGGUGCUGGUUAUUCUGCUCAGAUCGUGAAGAGACACAGAGAGAGAAGAGAUGUUCCACCUGAGAAAUGUUGUUCGACACGCGGCCGUGCGGACGGAGCUGGCUGCAGUGGCCAGGAGUGCCCCAGUGGCGUGCUGGCAAGUGUCACGCGGCUACGCCGAUCACCAGAUUCCCGAUAGACUGAAGGAUGUGGGCACGGCCAAGAAUCCCAAGUUCUACGACAUGGUGGAGUUCUUCUUCCAUCGCGCUUGCCAAGUGGCCGAGGAUAAGCUGGUGGAGGAGAUGAAAGGUCGCAUCAGCACCGAGGAGAAGAAGAAGAAGGUCAAGGGUAUUCUCAUGCUGAUGCAAAAUUGCGAUCAUAUCAUCGAGAUUUCCUUCCCGCUGAGGCGUGACUCUGGCGAUUACGAGAUGAUCCUCGGCUAUCGUGCCCAGCACAGCACCCACAGGACACCCACGAAAGGAGGUAUUCGUUUCUCGAUGGACGUGUCGCGUGACGAAGUGAAGGCUUUAUCGGCUCUGAUGACGUUCAAGUGCGCUUGUGUCGAUGUGCCAUUUGGUGGCGCUAAGGCGGGUAUCAAGAUCAACCCUAAGAACUACUCUGAGCACGAGUUGGAGAAGAUCACGCGUCGCUUCGCACUGGAGUUGGCCAAGAAGGGUUUCAUUGGGCCCGGCGUGGAUGUUCCGGCUCCGGACAUGGGUACUGGUGAGCGCGAAAUGAGCUGGAUUGCCGACACGUACGCCAAGACGAUCGGCCAUCAGGACAUCAAUGCUCAUGCGUGUGUGACGGGAAAGCCCAUCAACCAGGGUGGCAUUCACGGCCGCGUGUCCGCCACUGGACGCGGCGUCUUCCACGGGCUGGAGAACUUCAUCAAUGAGGCGAACUACAUGAGUAUGAUUGGAACAACUCCCGGAUGGGGUGGCAAGACCUUCAUCGUGCAGGGAUUCGGUAAUGUGGGUCUGCACACAUGCCGCUACCUGGUGCGCGCUGGGGCGACGUGCGUGGGCGUGAUUGAGCACGAUGGCUCCAUUGUCAACCCUAAUGGCAUUGACCCGAAGGAGUUGGAGGACUACAGGAAUGAGAACGGCACCAUCAACGGCUUCCCGGGCGCUGAGGCGUACAAGGGUGAGAAUCUGAUGUACGAGCAGUGUGACAUCUUCAUUCCUGCCGCCGUGGAGAAGGUCAUCACGAGUGACAAUGCUCAUCUAAUUCAGGCAAAGAUCAUCGCUGAAGCUGCCAAUGGUCCCACAACUCCAGCUGCUGACAAAAUCCUCAUCGACCGAAACAUCCUUGUGAUUCCUGAUCUGUACAUCAACGCCGGUGGUGUGACUGUGUCCUUCUUCGAGUGGCUCAAGAACCUCAACCAUGUGUCGUACGGUCGUCUGACUUUCAAGUACGAGCGCGAAUCAAACUACCAUCUUUUGGAGUCUGUCCAGGAGUCUUUGGAGCGUCGUUUUGGACGUGUUGGCGGUCGAAUUCCCGUCACUGCAUCUGAGGCCUUCCAGAAAAGGAUCUCUGGUGCUUCUGAGAAGGACAUUGUCCACUCUGGCCUGGACUACACCAUGGAGAGGUCGGCCAGGGCCAUCAUGAAGACGGCCAUGCGCUUCAAUCUGGGCCUGGACCUGAGAACUGCCGCCUAUGUUAACUCCAUUGAGAAGAUAUUCACCACCUACAGAGAUGCCGGUUUGGCGUUCUAAGCUGAGAGCGAA